CUCCUUGGGAGCACCGUUCUCUCAGCCUGGGCUUUCCUGCCACAUCUGCAGCUCCCCUCGAAGAAUCUGCCCUUCCUCCGCCUGGCGAGGCGCAGAGAUGAACCACGCCAGGCCUCGCUAUGUCAUCGAUCGUCCCGCGUAUUCCGUCAGCCUCUUCGACAAAGAGUUUGAGAAGAAAAGUAGAAGUUACCCCAUUGGGGAAAAACUGAAAAACCUUUUCAGAUGUUCAGCUUCCAGAGUCAAACUCAUCCUCUUUAACCUGUUCCCAAUACUUGUGUGGCUUCCCAAGUAUAAAAUUAAGGACUACAUUUUGCCUGAUGUUCUUGGUGGGCUCAGUGCGGGAACAAUUCAAGUGCCACAAGGAAUGGCCUUUGCACUGUUGGCCAACUUGCCUCCUGUCAACGGCCUCUACUCCUCCUUCUUCCCCUUGAUAACAUACUUCUUCCUUGGUGGCAUCCAUCAGAUGGUCCCAGGUACUUUUGCAGUCAUCAGCAUUAUUGUUGGCAACGUCUGCAAUGAGCUGGCUCCAGAGUCGGACUUCCAGUACUUCAACCAUACUACCAAUGAGACCAGUGUGAAUACCACAGCAAUGGAAGCAGCUAGGUUGGAGAUCUCUGCCACCUUAGCGUGCCUGACAGCCCUCAUACAACUGUGCCUGGGAUUCGUGCAGUUUGGCUUUGUUGCUAUCUACCUCUCAGAGUCUUUCAUCAGGGGCUUUAUGACAGCAGCAGGGCUGCAGAUCCUCAUCUCCGUGCUCAAGUAUGUCUUCGGCUUGACAGUCCCAUCUUACACCGGGCCCUUAGCUAUCGUCUAUACAUUCAUUGAUAUUUGUAAAGGUCUGCCCAAAACCAAUGUGGCCUCCCUGGUCUAUGCCUUGGUCAGUGCUAUGCUUUUGAUCAUUGUCAAGGAGCUCAACCUAAAGUACAUGAAAAAGAUCCGGAUGCCCAUCCCUAUGGAGAUCAUCAUUGUGAUAGUUGCGACUGCAAUCUCCGGCAGCUUCAACAUGCCUGAGAAGUACGGCAUGCCAAUAGUUGGGAAGAUCAGCAUGGGGUUCCCAGAGCCAACCCUGCCCCUGGUGAACAAGUGGAAAGAUAUGAUCGGCACAGCUUUCUCACUGGCCAUCGUGAGCUACGUGAUCAACCUGGCCAUGGGGAGAACGCUGGCAGCCAAGCACGGCUAUGACGUGGACCCCAACCAGGAAAUGCUGGCCCUGGGCUGCAGCAACUUCUUUGGAUCUUUCUUCAAAAUCCAUGUGAUCUGCUGUGCUCUCUCCGUCACUCUCGCCAUCGAUGGAGCAGGAGGGAAAUCACAAGUGGCAAGUUUCUUUGUGGCCUUGGUGGUCAUGGUGACCAUGCUGGCUCUGGGGAUCUACCUCGAACCUCUUCCAAAGUCUGUCCUGGGAGCCCUCAUAGCAGUGAACCUGAAAAACUCCCUCAAGCAGCUGGCUGAUCCCUUCUACCUGUGGAAAAAGAGCAAGCUGGACUGCCUGGUCUGGCUGGUGAGCUUCCUGUCUGCUUUCUUCCUGAGCCUUCCCUACGGAGUUGCUGUGGGCGUGGGAUUCUCCGUGCUGGUUGUGGUUUUCCAUACCCAGUUCCGUAACGGCUCUGCCCUGGGCCAAGUAACUUCCACAGACAUCUACAAGAAUCCUAAGUCCUACAACAAGGUACAUGAACUUAACGGGAUUAAAAUAGUGACCUACUGCUCGCCACUCUAUUUUGCCAAUUCAGAGAUAUUUCGUGAGAAGAUUAUAGCCAAGACUGGGGUGGAUCCUGGUAAAGUGUACUUAGCCAGGAAGAAAUAUGUGAAACGGCAGGAGAAGGGGACAGCACCACCCCCACCAAAGCUACCAAAAUUCCUACUGAAGCAGAACAAGACCUUGUCUUUACAAGAGCUCCAGAAAGAUUUUGAAAGCACCUCUCCAACAGAUACCAACAACAACCAGACGUCUGUUAAUGGUGUCAGCAUCUCCUAUGUCACAUUCCAUCCACCUGCCAACAGUGCUGGGCAAGUGCACACCUCCAGUGAGCUGGGCAGCACCACUACUCUGCAAGGAAGCACUUUCAGUAGCCUCCCCACAGCAGAUGUUGACCCUCUGAUGACAGCACCACCCUACAUCAGCUUUCACACCAUCAUCCUGGACAUGAGUGGGGUCUGUUUUGUUGACCUCAUGGGCACGAAAGCACUGGGAAAGUUGUGUUCCAGUUACCAGAAGAUUGGGAUAAAAGUGUUCUUGGCAAACGUGCAUGCCCAGGUCUACAAUGACAUUAGCACAGGUGGCGUUUUUGAGGAAGGAGGCUUGGACCAAAGUCACAUCUUCCUGACAAUCCAUGAUGCUGUUUUGUUUGCACUGGCAAAUAUCAACGAAAUUGUCCACCCGCCCAUCUUAGAAGAGAGCCCGAGCCAGACGGAGCUCUCUAUCUAUGAUGAGUCUGUGGAUGAAAGCAGUGCAGAGUUCAAGAACUUGGAGGAGGAGAUGUUUGGAAGCAUGUUCCACACAGAGACCCAGACAGCUUUGUGAGUGCACAGGGAGUGUCAGUGUGCGGGCAAACUCUCCUGAACAGACUCCUCACUCCCAUCCCUUCAUGAAGAGCUGCACUUCUACUUGGGGAUGCAUUAAGUUUGGAAAGCAAGAGGUCAUCACACCUCUUGAGCUGAUAAAUCCCUCCCUCCUCCCUGCUCUGCUUCUGGUAUUACGAGCAAUGGACUCUGGAGCAGGCAACAGAAUUCUACGGAAGCAGGAAUUCAGGAAAUGCCAUCUCAUUCAUUACAGAAGAGAAGCAAGUUCAUUUGAAGGCAGGUGCCUUAACACAUGGGACGAUUACUCAUUAUUGCCAAAUGCUCUCCUUUGUCUCACAAAAUCAAACUCUUCUGCCCACACAGGAAUUAGGUAAAUUGGGCAUCCCCUUCUCUCUUUUCCUCCUCCCUCCUUCCCUGAUGAAGUGAAGUACGAGCCUUUCACAGUUUUGAUUCACAAGCAAAAGCAACUCUUGAAAGGUGGGGUUACGGAGCUUUGUAAGGUAAUGUUGUUCUACAAUGUGCACUGACCUUUGGGGUAUCUACACAGUAAGUGCAAACCCCUGAAUUUCCCACCAUCUCUGCCCUUCCUGUGGUCCCUCUUCUUUGAGCCCCUGCACUGCUCUCUCUGUGACCCAGCAUCCAAGAAACCACUGCCCCAAACCAAUGCUGCAUUUUUGGUACCCCAAACAUGUUGGUACUCUGUCUCUGUAGGGCUACUUUCUGGAUUACUUUUUUUUUUUCUCCUUACUAAUAAGGCUGGCUUGUAAGGAGAAACAAGAAUUCUGUGUUACCCUGUGUUACAUGCAUAUGUUGUCCUGCCUGCCAAGUGGCUUGAGUACCUGCUCUAAAAACCCAGGGUUCAGUUCAAAUCCCCCUUACAAUUUUUUUUAGGGAUCUUUCUACUGACUGAAUGGCACUUCAGCUAAGGCCCUCAGACUGUGAAUGGCAUGAAAGCAUUCAUCCCAAGAGUGUUCUGACUCUUCCCUUCUUCUUUUUAACUGAAGCAACUAAAAGUUUUAGUCCAGAACAUGGAUGAGAACUUCGAGGACAGAUUUUUUCCCCAAGUGAUUUUGAUCACAAAGAGCAAAUUCAGGGACAGGAAAGGAAGCCCUCCCUGCACACUUUUCAUGAUGCCAUCGAUCCAGAGGAGUAAAACUGAAAUUGAGUGUAUUUCAUGUCUGCAACUAGUGAAUGGUCCAAGUGACACUCCUAUGUAUGCAGAGCUUCUGGUGACAAGCUCUCAGAUGGUCACAUGUGCAGUAAGAGAAAACUCUUGUCUAGUAUGUGAUAUUUCCAUAGCAAUUCUCUACUACAUGUUUGAUGAUUUUCACUAAAAUCCACCACAGACUGAUGCUACCAGGACCAUCUACCUCUCAGGCAAACAGGCCUGUCUCACUAACCCAGAGGCGGACAGCUGAGAUCUUAAACAUUUCUAAAAACCUGACAUUCUUUUCUAUUUGAAUGAUGCUAAUAACAACUGCUAUUUUAGCUUCCUUUUCUGAUGCCUUCCCUUCUUAUCCGGUGCUGAUGUUGUGACAGCAAUGACAAGUUGAUCAUAUAAAGCCUGAAAAAUCUAAGCAUAAGCCAAGUGUUAAAGGGCCCCCUCGUUCUUCGUGCAUUUCAGCCUCAAAUAAGGUUUUAAAAAAACCUUAAAGACACAUAGUGGUGUGUACCAAUUUCAAUUAAAACCAUUACUUUUGUUUGACUUUCAAGUCUUUCUACAAAGUAUUUCCAGCACUGUGAUAAAACACAAGAGUUAACAAGAAAAACUAACUGUAAUGGAAACAAAACUGGACAGUCCGUUAUCUUUCCAUAACCACAAAAUACUAAAAGUGGCCUUAACAAUAAAAGUAAAUUAUAUUUUUAAAAGUUAUUUCUAUGCUAUUACCCUAAGAUACUAAACAUAUCAUCAAGCUCUAAUGUACCAUUUUGAAGUACAUAUACAUCAUUGAGCUGAUUGGCUAGCCGACUGCUAGAAGGCUUUCUGCAGAGAGAAAGGGAGGCUUUCCUACAGCUCCUAUAUGUGUCUUUUUUAAGGAAAAAAAAUGCAUCAUGAACCAUUAUAGAUGGACAACCAUUAAAGGAAACAACAUCAGGAUCCUGCAAGUUUGGCAUUAUGUAACACCUCAUUAUCUAAGUUGCCAUUUCGCUACCUCAUCAGUUUCUGAUUAUGUGGUGCAGGGGAGAGUAAUAAAGCGAAAGGAGGUUAGUUUCCAAAAGGAAAAACCCACUAAUUAACAAUUAUUACUUAUUUUAAUCUUAGAGAGUGGUGAUUUUUUCCAGAAAUGUGUAUAGCUUGUUCUAGAAUGUAAAAUCAAGUGAUUCAUUCUCUUCACUUACUUGUUUUUAAAAAAGCAACAAAGAAAUUGAUGCAACAGAACAAGAAACUAUCCUACAGUAGCUAAUCAAUAUUUAUCUAUCUCUGAGGUGGCAUCACAUUAAAUGAAGAAAAUUCGACUUGUCCGUUCUUCAUUCAGGGUUAAUGACAGGAGGCUGAAUUCACAGUCUCAGGGCCUGACAGGCCAAGUGGAGGAAGCCUCAGAGCAACAGACCAUGUAUAAAAAACAAAUUGUUUUUCUUGAAUGUCCUACAAGUAUAAUGGAUGGAAUGUCAAGGAAGAAGGCUUUGAAGUGGUGGCAACUCUAUGAUUCUGAUGAUCUAAGAAGGAUAUCUUAUUUCUGUAGCUGUGGGCCAAUUCUGGCAAUAAAUGUAACACAACAGUGGGCAACCAGCAUUGCUGGAGGCACAAUGUGGCAGGUUCAUAGUCUUAAUUUCCAAGGCCCUGGGCAAGAGAAUUAGGGAAGCUCAAAUUCGUGCUGGGGUAAGAAAAAUUUCAUUUCCAGUAUCCCUUUAUUGUUCCACCAACAGUGAUGUCGAUAUGUAAUGGCUCUGAAGCCUUACUGGGAAAUGCAUGAUGUUUAACCAGCUCGGAAAUAUCUGUAAUUUAUUUAAUUUAAUAUUGGUUUUGUUCUUUUUUUGAUAAUAAAGAAUGUGUGAACAAUCA
This is a messenger RNA of Colius striatus (speckled mousebird), 5521 nucleotides long. It is a transcript of the gene SLC26A9, whose product is annotated as solute carrier family 26 member 9. Lineage: Eukaryota; Metazoa; Chordata; Aves; Coliiformes; Coliidae. Gene Ontology annotation, biological process: transmembrane transport. Gene Ontology annotation, molecular function: chloride transmembrane transporter activity; sulfate transmembrane transporter activity; oxalate transmembrane transporter activity. The transcript has 21 exons. Gene Ontology annotation, cellular component: membrane. Bases 98 to 2518 code for a protein of 806 amino acids. The record is from RefSeq and is a predicted model, not a curated record.